AUGCACUUAGAUGCAGUGGUUGUUGGCGCUGGCUUCAGCGGGAUUGCAUCUUUGUAUCGCUUGAGGAAAGCUGGAUUAACAGUUAAGGCUUUUGAAGCUGGUCCUCGCCUUGGGGGAGUCUGGCACUGGAAUCGCUACCCAGGAGCUCGGGUUGACGGCGAGUACCCUUUUUAUCAGCUUAAUAUUCCUGAGGUUCAGCAAGGCUGGGAUUGGGAGUUCAAAUUCCCUGACCGAAAGGAGCUGGCUGGAUAUUUUGACCAUCUUGACAAGAUCCUGGGCCUUAGCAAAGACACGUAUUUCAAUUCUGAGGUCACAAGUGUUCGGUACAAUGUUGUUGAAGGACAGUGGACCGUGAAGGCAGGGCAGCGUACUGCAACUUGCAAGUACCUAAUUUUGGCUGCAGGUGCUCUUCACCGAGCUCAUCGCCCGGAUUUUCCAGGACUCAGCAAUUUCGCAGGUCAGGUCUACCACACGGCAUCUUGGCCCGAAAACAUCGACCUCUAUGGCAAAAGAGUGGCUGUGAUAGGUACGGGUGCUACCGGCGUCCAAGUCAUACAGGAACUAUCAAAGCAAGUCGAUUACCUCUUGGUUUGCGUGAGGAACCCUAGCUACUGCCUUCCGAUGGUUCAAAAAAGGGUUAGCGAAGAAGAGAAAUUGGCAACCAAACCUAAACUUCAGGAAAUCCUGGCAAAAUGCCGCAACGACCCAGCAGGGUACUUUUCAGCGAAGAAACAAGGCAAAGUCUUUGAUCAGACGCUCGAGGAACGAGAGGCUUACUGGGAAGAGUUGUGGUCCCAAGGAGGAUCACAUUUUGCCUCAUCAAAUUACAGCGAUAUCCUUACCGAUCAAGCGGCUAACCUUGAGAUAUACAAUUUCUGGGCCAAAAAGACCCGUGCACAAAUGACAGAUCCUGUAAAGAUGGACAUUGUCGCUCCCUUGAAGCCGCCGUAUCCUUUUGGCGCCAAAAGGUGUGUUCAAGCUCAGGACUAUUAUAAGUGCUUAAACCAGGCAAAUGUCGAAGUCAUUAGCAUCCAAAACUCACCUAUCUCCGAAUUCAACAGAAACGGAUUUGUCACCGAGGAUGGGACCCAGAAGAACUUUGAUGUGCUGGUAUUAGCAACUGGUUUUGACAGCUUUACCGGGUCGUAA
Messenger RNA from Pyrenophora tritici-repentis Pt-1C-BFP, 1149 nucleotides. Its product is annotated as Pyr-redox-3 multi-domain protein. NCBI's taxonomy places the organism in Eukaryota, Fungi, Ascomycota, Dothideomycetes, Pleosporales, Pleosporaceae. Gene Ontology annotation, molecular function: NADP binding; N,N-dimethylaniline monooxygenase activity; flavin adenine dinucleotide binding. The record is from RefSeq and is a predicted model, not a curated record.